UUAUCAAAUUUCUGCCCAACUACUUUGUGAAACCAAGCUCGCAAAGUCUCAUAUAGCUCCAGUGCUAAACCGCAGAUCUUCUGUUCGUGAGAACCUAUCUUACUCAAAGAAGCAAAGAUGAUGUUGGAUCGAGGUCAGUUCUCCGAUGAGAAAUUCGAUCCCAAGAAGUGGGUGAACUCGGCGUGUAAGUCUCGGCAUCCGCAGGACCCGCUGGACAAUCACCUGGUGGAUCUCGAGAUGAAGCUCCAGAUGGCGUCCGAGGAGAUCGCGGCUUCUCUUGAGGAGCAGAGCGCUGGGGCACUCCUCCGUGUGCCUCGUGCCACCCGCGACGUUCUCCGACUCCGGGACGACGCCGUUUCCCUGCGAAACUCUGUUGCCGGGAUUCUUAAGAAGAUCAAGAAGGCGGAGGGAUCCUCUGCUGAAUCUAUUGCAGCCCUUGCUAAAGUUGAUAGCGUUAAGCAGAGAAUGGAAGAAACGUAUCAGACUUUGCAGCAAGCCGCUGGAUUAGCACAAUUAAGUUCAACUGUAGAAGAUGUCUUUGCUAGUGGUGAUCUCCGUCAAGCUGCAGAAACCCUGGCUACGAUGAGGAAAUGCCUAAAAAAUGUUGGGGAGGUUGCAGAAUUCGCUAACAUUAGAAAACAACUCGAGGUCCUAGUGGAUAGGCUGGACACUAUGGUACAGCCUCGUUUAAUUGAUGCAUUGGAGAACCGCAAGAUUGAUAUUGCUCAAGAUUUGUGCAAAAUUCUUCGUAAAAUUAAAAGGAUCGGGUCUCUGACGCAGCAAUAUACAAAUGUUCAUUUAAAACCUAUUAAGCAGUUCUGGGAAGAUUUUGACUCAAAACAACAAUCCAGUAAGCUUGCAAGUGAGAAAAAUGAAAUAGAAAGACUAUCAAGUAAUAGCGAGCUUCAAUCAAGUUCCCACAUGAUUUCAUUUUCGACUUGGUUGCCAAGUUUCUAUGAUGAAUUGCUCCUCUACCUUGAGCAAGAAUGGAAGUGGUGUAUGGUUGCUUUUCCUGAUCAUUAUAGAACUCUUGUACCACAGUUACUAAUUCAGACAAUGGAAGCUGUGAGUAAAAGUUUUGUUUCUCGUAUCAAUCUCGCCACAGGAGAAGUUGUUCCUGAAACAAAAGCACUGGCAAGAGGUAUAUUAGAUAUUUUAUCCGGAGAUAUGCCCAAGGGUAUCCAGAUUCAGACUAAGCAUCUUGAUGCCCUGAUUGAACUACACAAUAUGACGGGGAUCUUUGCAAGGAAUAUUCAACACUUGUUUUCAGAAGCUAAUCACGAGCAAUUGGUAAAAACACUAAAGUGGGUGUAUGAUCCGUAUGAAUCCUUUAAACAAAGGUAUGGAGAGAUGGAAAGGGCCACCCUCUCCUCUGAAAUUGCAGGGGUGGAUCUGAGAGGAGCUGUAACUCGUGGUGUGGGAGCGCAGGGUAUUGAACUGAGUGAAACAGUUCGGAGAAUGGAAGAGUCAAUCCCACAAGUUAUUGUGCUUCUUGAAGCAGCUGUAGAAAGAUGCAUCAGUCUUACAGGUGGUUCUGAGGCUGACGAGCUCAUUUCUGCUCUUGAUGAUGUCAUGUUAGAGUAUAUUUCUACCCUGCAAGAAACCCUCAAAUCAUUGAGAAUAGUAUGUGGAGUGGAUGGUGUUGGUUCAAAGAAGGAGAUUGGUUCGGACAAGGAGGGAGCACAAAAUCCUCGCAAAGUCGACUUGAUUUCAAACGAGGAGGAGUGGUCUAUUGUCCAAGGGGCUCUACAGAUACUCACAGUUUCUGAUUGUUUAACAAGCAGGUCCUCCGUGUUUGAAGCUUCUCUGAGAGCCACUCUUGCUAGACUGAGCACAACUUUAUCAAUUUCAGUAUUUGGUUCAAGUUUGGACCAAAACCAGUUGCCCAUUGAUGAUGCAAGUGGGGAGCUACCUUUGGGUGGCAAGGCUGCCUUGGAUAUGGCAGCUGUCCGGCUUGAUGGCCAUCGUGAGAAGGCUCGGAAACUGUUUAAUCUUUUAAAUCAGGCUAAAGAUCCUCGGUUUCAUACACUUCCGCUGGCUUCUCAGAGAAUCGUAGUGUUUGUUGACACAGUAAACGAACUUGUCUAUGAUGUCCUCGUAUCUAAAGUAAGGCAACGCCUCAGUGCUGUGUCGAGACUGCCAAUCUGGUCAUCAGUUGAGGAACAAAGUGCUUUUCCCCUACCAGCCUUUAGUGCAUAUCCUCAGUCCUAUGUGACCAGUGUUGGGGAAUAUCUUCUUACCUUGCCUCAACAAUUGGAGCCACUUGCUGAGGGCAUAGCUAGUAGUGAUGCCAACAAUGAUGAUGCACAAUUCUUUGCUACAGAAUGGAUGUUUAAGGUUGCUGAGGGCGCCACUGCUCUCUACAUGGACCAGCUGCGGGGAAUUCAGUAUAUAACAGAUCGUGGAGCACAGCAGCUCUCAGUAGACAUUGAAUAUUUGAGUAAUGUGCUAGCUGCUCUUUCGAUGCCAAUUCCUCCAGUCCUUGCUACAUUUCAUACGUGUCUCUCAACCCCAAGAGACCAAUUGAAGGAUCUUGUGAAAUCAGAUAUGGGAAAUCAACUUGAUCUGCCAACAGCAAACCUAGUAUGUAAGAUUCGGCGGGUCAGUUUAGACUAGUCACUCUUUUUGGAGUUCUUAUAUUGAAGUACCGGGAACGAUAUUUUUUUUUUUUUUGAUUACUGGAAUUCAUGUAAUAGAUAUUAAUAUGCUUGCAAGAAUGUCAAGUAGCAUUUUUUAUA
Messenger RNA from Tripterygium wilfordii, 2738 nucleotides. Its product is annotated as conserved oligomeric Golgi complex subunit 7. Gene Ontology annotation, biological process: Golgi organization; intracellular protein transport; retrograde vesicle-mediated transport, Golgi to endoplasmic reticulum. Lineage: Eukaryota; Viridiplantae; Streptophyta; Magnoliopsida; Celastrales; Celastraceae. Gene Ontology annotation, cellular component: COG complex. The record is from RefSeq and is a predicted model, not a curated record. Bases 118 to 2616 code for a protein of 832 amino acids. The transcript has 10 exons.